Molecule: messenger RNA, 1143 nt
Organism: Puccinia triticina
Lineage: Eukaryota; Fungi; Basidiomycota; Pucciniomycetes; Pucciniales; Pucciniaceae
Exons: 4
Coding region: 1-1143 (380 amino acids)
Biological process (GO): ribosomal large subunit export from nucleus; ribosome biogenesis; endonucleolytic cleavage in ITS1 to separate SSU-rRNA from 5.8S rRNA and LSU-rRNA from tricistronic rRNA transcript (SSU-rRNA, 5.8S rRNA, LSU-rRNA)
Cellular component (GO): nucleus; nucleolus; preribosome, large subunit precursor
Molecular function (GO): protein binding
Source: RefSeq, a predicted model, not a curated record
AUGGCCGACGUCUCCCAUAUCCUGUCUCUAAAACCUAAAGGGAAAUCGGUCACCGUCGAACGUGAAAUUCCUAUCGAUCUCGAUGUUGGUUUACUCGCUGCAUUUGAUCCCAACCCAAUCGACCAACCUGAAUACAACUCAGCAGGUCGAGAGGAAUAUCUAAAGCAAUCGGCCCGGGACUCGAUUCAAGUGCUGGUGAACAAAUUAUUUGGGCUUCCGACGAGUCUGACGGAUGACGGGGUGGUAGCCAACUUACCCUCGGGCGGGCCGACGACAACCUUGCCCCGAUCGAAACGAUUGCCGAAACCGAAACCGCUAACGAAGUGGCAGAAGUUUGCCAACGAGAAGGGAAUCGCACCCAAGCCAAAACGGGAUCGGAUGGAGUUUGAUACGGAGAAGCAGGAAUGGGUGAAUCGAUGGGGAUGGAAUGGGAAGAACAAGGAUGAAGAGAAUGCCUGGAUUAGGGAGGUCAAGCCGUCCGAGGAAGUCACCAAUCCUGGCCUCGAAAUCAACCAUGCCAAACGAGCUAGGAAAGAGAGGACGCUCAAGAACGAGAAACAGAGGCUCAAAAACGUCGAACGAGCGGCCACCGAGACUGCCAAAAGCUCGGCGACCAAGGUCUUGGAAGCCUCCACCGCUCGCCCAUCCACUAGUUUGAAUAAUAGCCACAAAAAGUCCGACGUCCGAGCGGCCAAGAUCGCCGACAACACUGCCCGCACUAAAGCACAAGCUAAUGCUAAACGAGAGGAACAACUCAAGAGGAAACAGGAGGUCGAAGGCCUCUUGGUGGCCACUAAGAAGAGUACCGCCAGUUUGGGCAAGUUUGAUAAGAAGUUCGCCAAUGAACCCAAGCCCAAAGGCCUCAAGCGAAAGUUUGAACCGACAGAACAAUCGGCCAAGGUGGAACGCAAGAGUCAACUAGCGAUUGUCGAGCAACUAGCCAAGAACCCGACAGCGUUCAAGGAGAAAGUGGCCAAGAAACAGAAGAAAUCCAGCUCGACCAAGUCGGCCACCACCGAGGCCGACAAGUCCACCAAAUCUUUGGUCAACACCCGUAAGGCAAUCAGGACUCUCACCGGGGGUAGGGGCGCUACUGCUUUGGAGAACCCUAAGCCACUUAAAAAGGCUAAGAAACGCCCAUAA